This is a messenger RNA of Alexandromys fortis (reed vole), 774 nucleotides long. Its product is annotated as centrin-4. Gene Ontology annotation, biological process: mitotic cell cycle; centriole replication. Gene Ontology annotation, molecular function: calcium ion binding. Bases 1 to 774 code for a protein of 257 amino acids. The transcript has 6 exons. Lineage: Eukaryota; Metazoa; Chordata; Mammalia; Rodentia; Cricetidae. Gene Ontology annotation, cellular component: centriole; centrosome. The record is from RefSeq and is a predicted model, not a curated record.
AUGCCCGUCAAUCACGGGAGCGAGUGGGAGGGCCUGCGCACCCUGCGCGCCCUUAGCAACGGCCCGCCCCCAGCGCCUGCCAGGAAGGGGAGGGUGGUUGUUGGGCUGCGCGGGCUGAGGCUGGGGAGCGGAUAUACCGCCCCAGAGACACAGGGGCCGGUGCCCAAACUGAGGAGCUUCAAGACAGGGAUGCAAGGACGCGGGCCACCGACAACCAGCGGCCAUCAACUCAGCCGCAGACGGGAAGGGGUCACUGACUCAGUCCUGAUGGCAUCCAGCUAUCGAACAACUUUAGACCAAUGGAAGAAAAAAGCAGCAAAAGUAGAAUUGAGUGAUGACCAAAAAAAAGAAAUAAAAGAGGCCUUUGACUUAUUCGACGUGGAUGGGUCUGGAACCAUAGAUGUGAAAGAACUGAAGAUUGCAAUGCGGGCCUUAGGAUUUGAGCCAAAGAAGGAGGAAAUUAGACAACUGAUAGCGGAAAUCGACAGAGAAGGGACGGGCACGAUUUGUUUUGAAGAUUUUUUUGCCAUUAUGAGUGUGAAAAUGAAUGAAAAGGAUGAGAAAGAAGAGAUACUGAAGGCUUUUAAAUUAUUUGAUGACGAUGCUACUGGCACCAUAUCACUGAAUAACAUCAAGAGGGUUGCCAAGGAACUAGGGGAAAACUUAACAGAAGAAGAAUUGCAGGAAAUGCUCGAUGAAGCGGACCGUGAUGGUGACGGAGAGAUUAACGAGGAAGAGUUUUUGAGGAUGAUGAAGAAGACCAGUCUUUAUUAG